AUGUUGUCAGCUACUACGCGUAUCGUAUUCACAAGUAAGCGAUUUGUUUACCCCUGUGUGAUGCGACGAUCUCUGGCGCAAGCGGUCUCUGAUCGUCCACAGUUUGAUCCCAUCAUCGCUCGAAAAUCAUUCAAGAAGACUCAUGAUCAUUCGACGAUGUUUAAGAUUGAGAAGUACUUCUCGGCUGCCAUGCUUCCACUUCUUCCAGCUGCUUACUUUGUUCAUGGACCUGCCAUGGAUACCGCUUUAGCAAUUGCAAUCACGUUGCAUGUCCACUGGGGUCUUCAUGGUGUAUUGAGUGAUUACGGUCGUGCAUAUGUGCUUGGGCCGACAGCAGCAAAAAUUGUUCAAGGACCAGUCUCUUACAUACUUAGCAUUUGUUUGCUAGCUGGUUUGCUGCACUUUAAUUCCAACGAUGUUGGAAUAACAAAAGCAUUCGAAAUGGUUUGGUCUUUGUAA
Messenger RNA from Acanthocheilonema viteae, 459 nucleotides. The record is from the annotation of a GenBank genome assembly. NCBI's taxonomy places the organism in Eukaryota, Metazoa, Nematoda, Chromadorea, Rhabditida, Onchocercidae.